CGACGUGUACUUAAACUGUGCGAACAGCGGAAAGGCGAACAAAGUGGCAGCAGGAAGGCGACAAGGAAGCUGCGAGCCGCGACAGAAAGCAGACGGAACGGACGGCUCGUUGGAAACAGUCCGGCAUCGCGCGUCCUGAGGACAGUUCGCCGAAAAGUUGCGAAACAGCCGACGAUUUAUCGUGACCGAGAUGACGUUCAAGUCCUUGAUGAACUUCGGGAACUUCGCUAAGGAUUAUUAUUCUUCUCCCGUCGAUCGGUACCACAGCGCCUCCAGGGGAUACCAUCAUGGCGGAGGGUGGCAGAGUUCGCGAGGGAAUUCGAAGGGUAAAGGUGACGGGAGUGGAGCAGCGUUGAGUGCCUUGACCUUGCUUGCCUUUCUGUUCCUGAUAAAUGUCAUGCAGCAAUCCUUGCAGGACACGAACUCGACGAUGCCAACGAUGGCCACCGCGGUGUUGCUUCGGGACGGCGAGCUUCCGGUGGUCCUCGACACGAAGGAUGAGGUGGAAUUGAAGAAGCAGGACGAGGCGAGGCACAGGACACCAGCGAAAUCCAAGAUUCAAAGGCUUAACAAUCAGUAUAUUAAAUAAAACGAAUCGGUACAUAAUGAUUGAUACACGAUAGUAGUCGAAAAAGGAUGGAGAAAAUCAACACGGAUCGAUCGGAUUGGAAGCUGCUUCGCGCUCGUUUAACAAUCCAUCCUUGACGCCGCCUUUUACAUCUGUAUUUUUAAGAUAAUAUUUAUUUGAAUCAUUCUGUAACAAUUCCUUAAACGGAUGUGCCUCUCACGAAAUACCGUAUAUUAAUAGCGUAACGCUUGUUAUUCUCUUAAUGCACUCUCUUCUAGCUCGCUUCGACGUUCAUAUUUGUAUUCGUUCCUUCUCGUUUCACCGUUUUUCGGUUUUCACCGUUUUAAUUCCCGGUCUCGGUUAAUUUACCCGCUAGAUUUAAUUAUAUACAUAUAGAAUCUGUUUUCUGUUCUCAAUUGGAAUCAAUGUAAUCAGCCGUAUAAUUUCUUUUAAGAAUAAACAGACAUAUAUACAGCGAAAAA
This is a messenger RNA of Megalopta genalis, 1050 nucleotides long. RefSeq lists its product as uncharacterized. The record is from RefSeq and is a predicted model, not a curated record. NCBI's taxonomy places the organism in Eukaryota, Metazoa, Arthropoda, Insecta, Hymenoptera, Halictidae.